Centropristis striata (black sea bass) is the source of this 2605-nucleotide messenger RNA. Its product is annotated as LON peptidase N-terminal domain and RING finger protein 3-like. Bases 237 to 2411 code for a protein of 724 amino acids. The record is from RefSeq and is a predicted model, not a curated record. Gene Ontology annotation, molecular function: protein binding. Lineage: Eukaryota; Metazoa; Chordata; Actinopteri; Perciformes; Serranidae. The transcript is spliced from 12 exons.
UUUUCCUGAACUCGUCCAAUGAGAACAGCUGGCCGGCAUCACAUGACACAAAUUUACGUAACCGUUUUUUUUCCCCUUAUGCGCUGCUCCAUUGAGAAUAAUAUGGGUGCUCCCUGGACUCAGCAGUGUGCCGUCAGUGUGGUCAUUCGUUCCCCAGCAGCAGGCAUGACAGACAGCGGGGGUCUGGAGCAGAUCCGCACCCAUAGGUGAGUGGAGAGACUUCAUACUUGCUGACUAUGGGGACAGAGAGGGAGAGUAUGCUGCAGCUGGCAGCAGAGGCUUUCCAGUUGAAAAACUUCGACCUGGCUGCGGAUAUCUACGAGUGCCAACUAGCGGGUCCCGGAGAUCCACAGAGCCGGCAGGAGCUGAUGGUGAAGCGGGCUGACGCGCUCGCAUUUGGGGGUAAAUUCCCAGAAGCUUUCGACUUGUACCGACAAGCGUCAGAGACAGAGAGACUGAAACCUGUCCACCUGAGCAGCCUCAUAGAGUACCUGUCGGACAGUAUCAAGAGGCAGGACUGGGGGGACCGGGGCCCGGGGAGAGGAGAGGGCGCGGCGGCAGCAGCAGCUCCAUCCUCCGGAGUUGGAGCCACAGGUUUCGGCUAUGAAGACAUCACUUGCCGGAUCUGUCUGAGCUUUCUGUUCGAGCCGGUGACUCUGCCGUGCGGACACAGCUUCUGUAAGAAGUGUCUGGAGAGGGAGAUGAAGGAGAAGGAGCGGCCGGUCAUGUGUAAGGAGUGCAAGGACAGCUCCAGAGUGGCCGACGUCCAGACCUACAGGGUCAAUGUGGUCCUCAGCAACUUGCUAGCCAAGUGGUUCCCGACCUCGCACCAGGCCGGCCGGCUGAGGCGGGAGGGCAACGCGCUGUACGCCGAGAGGAAGAUGGAAGCAGCGCUGGAGAGAUACAACCAAGCCAUACUCAUAGCACCCAUGGACCACAUACUGUUCAGUAACCGCUCCCAGAUCCACUCCAGUCUGAGACACUAUGAAAAAGCUCUGAGAGACGCAGGGAUGGCCUGCAGACUCAUGCCUUACUGGUCCAAGGGUCAUAUCCGUAAGGCCCAGGCCCUGGUGUCCCUGGGCAGGACGGAGGAGGCUCUGAGGGAGUACCUGGUCUGUCUGUCCAUAGAGCCUGACUGUAGACUGGCCAAGACUGAGGCGCACAAGCUCCUGUGUGAUCUCCUGGCUCCAGUUACUGAUCAGGUCCCUGAACACAUCUCGGACUGCUCCAGUACACUGUUUUUCAGAGGGCACAUCAAGAACAGCAUCCACAUUCCCUCCCAGAUCUUUAGUCCUAGCUUGAUGUCAUCAGCGUCCACAUCUGAGAGCUCAGAGGGAGGUGAGGUCAAAGGUCAGCGAAACCCUGAUGUCAGGAGGCCGGACCAUCGUUUCCUCCUCAAAAGGAAACAGAGGAGCACAGAGGAGGAGGUGGAGGAGGGAGGAGACGAUUGCAAGAGAGCAAAGACUGAGCCAGCAGAGGGGACUGAUCCAGUGAGUUCUGCAGUUCUGGACCCGACAGAUCUGGAGUGUUCUCUUUGUAUGAGACUUUUCUAUGAGCCAGUGACGACACCGUGUGGUCACACGUUCUGUCUCCGCUGUCUGGAGAGAUGUCUGGACCACAACCCUCAGUGUCCACUCUGUAAAGAGGAGCUGUCCGAGUACCUGGUCCAGAGGCAAUACUGUAAGACCGUGUUAAUGGAGAACCUGAUAUCCAAGUAUCUUCCCUCCGAGCUCUUAGAAAGACAAAAGAUCCACAAGGAUGAAAUGGCAGAGCUCUCAAAUCUUAACAAGAAUUUGCCUAUAUUUGUGUGCACCAUGGCCUUCCCCACUGUGCCGUGCCCUCUCCAUAUCUUCGAGCCCUGCUACAGACUGAUGAUUCGCAGAUGCAUAGAGACGGGAACCAACCUUUUUGGCAUGUGUCUGGGAGACAACCUCAAAGGGUUUGCAGACUACGGGUGUCUGCUGGAGAUCCGCGAUGUGAAGUUCUUUUCUGACGGACGUUCAGUUGUGGACACCAUCGGCAGACGGAGGUUUAAAGUCAUUCAGCACAGCGAGAGGGACGGAUACAACACAGCUGAUAUCGAGUACCUGGAGGACGUGAAGGUGGAGGGUCUGGCAGAGCAUGAGCUGCAGUCCCUGCAUGACACGGUAUACGACCAGGCGCUGGUGUGGGUCAACUCCUUGAAGGCCGAGCAGAAGGAACGCAUAGAAGGACACUUUGGACCCAUGCCUCAGAAAGAAUCUAAACUUCAGGACAGUCCUAACGGCCCCUCAUGGUGUUGGUGGUUACUCGCCGUUCUUCCAUUAGAAGGCCGGGCCCAGCUGCCGUUCCUGGCCCUCACCUCUCUGAAAGACCGCCUCAGCGGCAUCCGCAAGGUGCUGCUCCUCAUGACCCACAGCAGGCACCGGUGACAGUGAAUCUCUCCCGGAGCGUGCACCCGCCUGGAAAAAUGAAGUAACCGCCUCCUCCAAAGCAGCGGUUGACCUGUUGUUCUUCCUUUUGAUGCUCAAAGAAACUGAUGCUGUUGCACCUUUCCUUGUUGUAGCGCCAUCCCAUUCAGAAAGCAGCGCCGGACUCCUCUACACAGAACUCUCUUUAACAGAAA